UACUUGGCUCGCUCACUGUGCCACAGUCUCACUUGGAAACAGUGAGCCCAAACCGAUCUGAACCCCAUACGCUGUUCGCUGCAUUCUCUCCUUAAUGCACUCCACUAACAACACAGGAUCCGACAGAUUGCUAUUGAGCAGCUAUGGGAAGCCCGAUGGCGAGUGGCUGACGGGAUACUGGCGGAUUGCUAUUGAGCAGCUAUGGGAAGCCCGAUGGCGAGUGGCUGACGGGAUACUGGCGGAUUGCUAUUGAGCAGCUAUGGGAAGCCCGAUGGCGAGUGGCUGACGGGAUACUGGCGGAUUGCUAUUGAGCAGCUAUGGGAAGCCCGAUGGCGAGUGGCUGACGGGAUACUGGCGGAUUGCUAUUGAGCAGCUAUGGGAAGCCCGAUGGCGAGUGGCUGACGGGAUACUGGCGGACUGGGACAUAGGAAGAUGGCGGUAUUGUUGAGGCAGCGAGCGGGGUUACUGUUUGGUUUGGUUCGGAGCCUGAAGGUCACGGAGCCGGUCAGGACGGUGACGGGCACGGCUGUGCUUUGUAAACGCACAGCUCCACUGGGACCAGUGCCCAAUGAAGAGAUCAAUGUGACAAACCUGGAGUCCGUAGAGAAGUACCGCAGCUAUGCACGGUACCUGCAUCUGGCAGAGGAAAAGAGCAAGCAGCCAACAUGGUGGAGGACAUAUAGGCAGUACACACAAGAGCCCGCUUCGGAGAAAAUUGACAUUGGCCUCCCUUAUUUUAGAGAGUCUCGGAAGAAGCAACUGAAAGAGCGCAGGCACACUGCUAUGGAAAACCGCAAAAACAGUGAUCUUGAAAGAGCAGCACGACAUAGAACAUUAUUGAUUCCACUGGAUGAGGUAAAAGCCGAAUGGGAGAAAACAAAUGGUCCUCUCCACUUGCGGAAUAUCGGUGAGCACUAUGGCGUUUACAGAGACCUGUUCAACAGAGCAACCUUUGUUCCCCGCGUGAUGCUGCGUAUUCAUUAUGACCAUGAGGAUGAUGUCGUGCCAGUGUAUCAUGGGAAUAUAGUCACCCCCACAGAGGCUUUAAAUCUUCCAAGGGUGUCAUUUGAUGCAGAAGAGGGCUCUCUCUGGACACUACUAAUUACCAAUCCAGAUGGACAUCUGAGAGACAAUGAGUCUGAAUACAUCCACUGGCUGGUUGGUAACAUUCCUGGGAAUGCUGUAUCAGAGGGAGAGGACAUCUGUCACUAUUUCCCCCCUUUCCCUGCUAAAGGCACAGGAUACCACAGAUGCAUCUUCAUCCUUUUUAAACAGGAUGAAGUAAUCGAUUUCAAGGAAGACUUCAGACCAUCACCCUGUCACAGCCUGAAGAUGAGAACUUUUAAAACUUUUGAUUUCUACAAGAAGCAUCAGGAUCUGAUGACUCCAGCCGGGCUGGCCUUCUUCCAGUGUCCAUGGGAUGAGUCGGUUACACACAUCUUCCACAAUCUUCUCGAUAUGAAGGAGCCAGUGUUUGAAUAUGACUUCCCUCCAGUUUACCAUCCGCCUCAGAAGAAAUACCCACAUGGUCAGCCACUCCGAUACCUGGAUCGGUACAGGGACAGCCACGAGCCCACCUAUGGCAUCUACUGAUUCAGCAACUGCUUGUCAAAACUUCCAGACCUUGGCAGCUGGAAUUGAGGUCUACUGUCCAAAAUUGUUCUUGCCAGCCCCCCUAUGUCAGUUCAGCAGCAAUUCUGUAAAUGAUGUCAUGUGACCACUUGUCAAAAAAUAUAUGUAAUGAUGGAGCAAAAAUAAAUAUUUUUCUAAUACUUUGGUGUACCUGGAGAAAUUGAGAAUGUACGCAAGCAAUUUUUUCCAUCAAAGCUACUGACUCAAACUGAAAGCUGCUGGUCCUGAGUCACUGACCUAGAUCGUUCUAUAAAAUAAAAGAGAAUGUAUAUGAGGGAAGUUCUUCAAUAUCUGGAAACUGGUUUGGGAUGUGCUGAGGUCAUGAAAGGAACUCUAUAAAUGCAAGUUAUUUCUUGCAUAACACUGAAUUACUGUACAUUUCCUAAAAAUUAUCUGCAUGUGUAUCUCAGCUUAUUGUAUUUGUAGGCCACUUAGAUGUGCGCCAUGGACCCUCCAAAGCAACAUUUUGGGGAUGAAAUUCGUGUACAACAGCAGUGCAAAAUGGGCUCAAAGUGAAUCAGCAGCUGAUUUUUCACCACAUCCACUAGUUCACAGGAAAGUUCAAACUCUUUUUGGAGACUCAUUUCCUGGUCUCACUGUCACUUUUACUUGGCAUUAGAAAUAGAAAUAUUGGCAAUAUUUUCCAAAUCACUGAAAAGAAAAUCAGUUGCUGAUUCAUCACAAGCCUGUUUGUGCUGCUGUUGAAGACUCCUAGUGCCAAAAGAAAUACUUGAUUUAACAGAUCAGUUGAGCAGCUUUGAUUUAUGAAGAGUAAACUAUUUAAAGCUGCAUUUUGACUUCAGGUUUGUCUAUUGAGGCAACAGUGCUAAGAGCCUCCUUUCUAAAUUCCCAGACUCUCAAAAUUCAAACAAGACAGACCAGAAAAUGAGAAAUGUAGCUGGGCUGGAUUAGGAACAGCCAUGUGUGGCUGACUGACUACAGUUUUUAUUUCUUUAAUAAAGGGAAAUAUCUUUACCACAGUC
Carcharodon carcharias (great white shark) is the source of this 2615-nucleotide messenger RNA. It is a transcript of the gene mrpl38, whose product is annotated as mitochondrial ribosomal protein L38. The transcript has 9 exons. The record is from RefSeq and is a predicted model, not a curated record. Bases 433 to 1593 code for a protein of 386 amino acids. NCBI's taxonomy places the organism in Eukaryota, Metazoa, Chordata, Chondrichthyes, Lamniformes, Lamnidae. Gene Ontology annotation, cellular component: mitochondrial large ribosomal subunit.